Messenger RNA from Ilex paraguariensis (yerba mate), 351 nucleotides. The record is from the annotation of a GenBank genome assembly. NCBI's taxonomy places the organism in Eukaryota, Viridiplantae, Streptophyta, Magnoliopsida, Aquifoliales, Aquifoliaceae.
AUGGCAAAAUUGACCACUGGGGCUACUACCGAGGUAGCUAGUGCUGGCGAGGGAACCUUGACUGGACUUGCAAAGAGGGGCAAUGAGGUGGACGCUGAGGCAGCCUGUGCCAAGGCAGUUGGAAUUGAGGUGUCUAGGUUCGAGGAGUUCGGUGUAGGCAGAGAGCCCGUCAUUGGGUUGUUUGAUUUUUUUGCCACCUCUUCACCUAUCAUAGAGUCAUUGAAGACCCCUUUAUCACUUCGAUUGCUAAAGAGGUUUCUAAGUGUCGCGAAGAAUGGUGCGACGCAAGGUUGUUGCGACUCCAAGUUCCUUAAUGACUAUGCCUUGUCUUCCUACAAAAUGAGCCCCUAG